GCGGCAUUGUGAGGCGAUCCUUCUCGGGGCUGAAGGUGUUCUCGUUCCCUUAUCUUACGCCCCAGCCUCUGGUCGUUGUUUCUCUCUCUGCGUCUCAGUCCCGUUUGAUCCUGGCCAAGCGGCUGGCGAGUUCCGCUUCUCAGCCGCCCCCGAGAUCCCUCGCUAGCCGAGGGCCUGUUCCCGGGAGCCGCGCGCGCACCUCCUUCUCCUUGUCGUCGUCCUCCCGGGGCCAGGCGCGGGGACAGAGUCGCAUCCCCCGCUCCCCGGAGCGGUGGCGGCGGUGACGCCUCCGGACUGUGCUUGCGAAGGGAGCUCGGGGAGGAGUGGUAACUUAACGACUUAGGCACUCGGAGUUGAGGAGUGCAACUUGAUCAUCUUCACAUUCCCUAGGGCAAGAUCUUAUACUGCGUGGACUCUCUGAGAAAAGAGGAGAAUACAUCUUUACUACAUUGCUGUUAUUCCUGAAGUUGGUAGACUCAACAGUAGCUAGAAGUAAAAUUUCUGGGAUAAGCGCUAUUAGUACAAAAUGUCAAAAAUUAGAAGGAAAGUCACAGUGGAAAAUACAAAGACCAUAUCUGAAAGCACAUCCCGAAGACCCAGUGUAUUUGAGAGGCUGGGACCCAGCACUGGCAGUACAGCAGAGACACAGUGCCGUAACUGGCUGAAGACUGGCAACUGCCUCUAUGGAAACACAUGUAGAUUCGUACAUGGCCUUUCACCCCGUGGUAAAGGUUAUAGCAGCAAUUACAGAAGGUCACCAGAAAGGCCUACAGGGGAUCUUAGAGAAAGAAUGAAGAACAAGCGCCAAGAUGUGGACACUGAGUCCCAGAAACGGAAUACAGAGGAAUCAUCCUCACCUGUUAGGAAGGAAUCUUCAAGGGGGAGACAUAGGGAAAAGGAAGACAUAAAAAUUACCAAGGAGAGAACUCCAGAAAGUGAAGAAGAAAACAUAGAAUGGGAAACUAACAGAGAUGAUUCUGACAAUGGAGAUAUUAAUUAUGAUUAUGUUCAUGAGUUAUCAUUGGAAAUGAAGCGUCAGAAGAUACAGAGGGAAUUAAUGAAGCUGGAACAAGAAAACAUGGAGAAGAGAGAAGAAAUUAUUAUUAAAAAGGAGGUUUCACCAGAAGUGGUUAGAUCAAAGUUAUCUCCAUCACCUUCUUUAAGAAAGUCUAGCAAAUCUCCAAAGCGAAAAUCAAGCCCUAAGUCAUCAUCUUCAACUAGCAAGAAGGACAGGAAGACAACUGCAGUAUCCUCUCCUUUGUUGGACCAGCAGAGGAAUUCAAAAAGCAACCAAAGUAAAAAGAAAGGACCUCGCACUCCUAGUCCACCCCCUCCUUUACAGGAAGAUAUUGCUUUGGGGAAAAAAUAUAAAGAAAAGUAUAAAGUAAAAGACAGAAUAGAAGAAAAACCAAGAGAUGGAAAGGACAGAGGACGAGAUUUUGAAAGACAAAGAGAAAAAAGAGACAAGCCCAGGUCUACUUCUCCUGCAGGACAGCAUCAUUCUCCUAUGUCUUCUAGGCAUCACUCAUCGUCCUCACAGUCAGGAUCAUCUAUUCAAAGACAUUCUCUUUCUCCUCGUCGAAAAAGAACUCCUUCACCAUCUUAUCAGAGGAUAAUAACUCCACCUUUACGACGUUCUACUUCGCCUUAUCCUUCUUCACAUUCUCUGUCUUCUCCUCAGAGAAAGCAAAGUCCUCCAAGACAUCGCUCUCCAAUGCGAGAGAAAGGGAGGCAUGAUCAUGAACGAACUUCACAGUCUCAUGAUCGGCGUCAUGAAAGGAGGGAAGAGACUAGAGGCAAAAGGGAUAGAGAAAAGGACACAAGAGAAGAACGAGAAUAUGAACAGGAUCAGAGCUCUUCCCGAGACCACAGAGAAGACAGAGAACCUCGAGAUGUUCGGGAUCGAAGAGAUGCCAGAGAUACUAGAGACCGAAGGGAACUAAGAGACUCCAGAGACAUUCGGGAUGCUAGGGAGAUGAGAGAUUAUAGCAGAGAUAACAAGGAGAGCCGUGAUCCCAGAGAUUCUAGGUCAACUCGUGAUGCCCAUGACUAUAGGGACCGUGACAGUCGAGAUGCUCAUAGAAAGGAGGAUACAUAUCAGGAAGAAUCCCGAAGUUAUGGCAGAAACCAUAUGAGAGAAGAAAGUUCUCGUACUGAAUUAAGGAAUGAUUCCAGAAAUGAGUCUCGAAGUGAAAUUAGGAAUGACCGGAUGGGCAGAAGUAGGGGGAGAGGUCCAGAGUUAUCUGAAAAGGGAAGCCGAGGCACAAGAGCUUCUCAAAUUGAUAGUCACAGUAGCAGUAGCAACUAUCAUGAAAGCUGGGAAACUCGAAGUAGCUAUCCUGAAAGAGACAGAUAUCCCGAAAGAGACAACAGAGAUCAAACAAGGGAUUCCUCUUUUGAGAGAAGACAUGGAGAGAGAGACCGUCGUGACAACAGAGAAAGAGAUCAAAGACCAAGCUCACCAAUUCGACAUCAGGGAAGGAAUGACGAGCUUGAGCGUGAUGAAAGAAGAGAGGAACGAAGAGUAGACAGAGUGGAUGAUAGAAGAGAUGAAAGGGCUAGAGAAAGAGAUCGGGAACGAGAACGAGACAGAGAACGGGAGAGAGAGCGGGAACGUGAGCGGGACCGAGAAAGAGAAAAGGAAAGGGAACUAGAAAGAGAGCGGGCUAGGGAACGGGAGAGGGAAAGAGAAAGAGAAAAAGAGAGAGACCGUGAAAGAGAAAGAGAUCGUGACCAUGAUCGAGAGAGAGAAAGAGAGAGGGAGCGAGAUAGGGAAAAAGAACGGGAGCGAGAGAGAGAAGAAAGGGAGAGGGAGAGAGAGCGAGAACGGGAGAGGGAGAGAGAGAGAGAGCGGGAACGAGAAAGAGCAAGAGAAAGGGAUAAAGAACGGGAGCGUCAAAGGGAUUGGGAAGACAAAGACAAAGGACGAGAGGACCGCAGAGAAAAGCGAGAAGAUGUCCGAGAAGACAGGAAUCUAAGAGAUGGACAUGAUGAGAGAAAAUCAAAGAAGCGCUAUAGAAAUGAGGGGAGUCCUAGCCCUCGUCAGUCACCUAAGCGCCGGCGAGAACAUUCUCCUGACAGUGACAACUACAACAGUGGAGAUGAUAAAAAUGAAAGAUACAGACUCUUGAGCCAGGUUGUACGACCUCAAGAAUCUCAUUCUCUCAGUCCAUCACACUUUCCAGAAGACAGGCAGGGUAGAUGGAAAGAGGAAGAUCGUAAACCAGAACGAAAAGAGAGUUCAAGGCGCUAUGAAGAGCAAGAGCUCAAAGAGAAAGUUUCUUCUGUAGAUAAGCAGAGAGAACAGACAGAAAUCACGGAAAGUUCAAGAAUUCGAGCACAAGACAUGAUAGGACACCACCCAUCUGAAGACCGUGAUAUAUCUGAUGGAACUCAUGAUGAAAACAAGAAAAAAACAAAAAUUCAAAAGAAACCUAUUAGGAAAAAGAAAGAGGAUGAUGUUGGAAUAGAGAGGGGUAACACAGAGACAACAUCUGAUGAUGGUCAAGUAUUUUCACCAAAAAAAGGACAGAAGAAGAAAAGUGUUGAAAAAAAAUAUAAGAGAUCCAGAGGUGAUUCUGAUAUUUCUGAUGAAGAAGGAGCCCAGCCGAGUAAGAAGAAAAGAGGUCCCCGGACUCCCCCAAUAACAACCAAAGAGGACUUGGUUGAAAUGUCCAAUGAUAAGGAUUUGAGUGUAGAAGAUCCUCAGAGAAAAGAAGAUACAGCGUUUAGUGACUGGUCUGAUGAGGAUGUGCCUGACCGUGCAGAGGCGACCGAAACAGAGCGUGCUGCUUCAGCUGCUGCUCCUAGAAGGACUCCUUCUCCAUCUUCCCUUCCCCCGCCUCCUCCUCCUGUGGCAGCAGCUCCUACCAUGACUGCUUCUGCUGCUCUUGCCACUGCUGCUGCUGCUGUCAGCACCUUCAGCCCAUGUGCCACCACUACUUCCACUUCUGUCAACCCCACCAAUACCAGUGAAGACUCUCAUAGAAAAUGCCAUAAAACACGAGCGGAAAAAGUAGAGGCACCUCAUGUUACUAUAGAAGAUGCAUCACAUCGCAAGCCAGUGGAUCAAAAGAGGAGUAGCAGCCUUGGGAGCAAUCGGAGUAAUCGUAGUCAUACAUCUGGUCGUCUGCGUUCCCCAUCCAAUGAUUCUGCCCAUCGAAGUGGAGAUGACCAAAGUGGUCGAAAGAGAGUACUACAUAGUGGCUCCAGAGAUAGAGAAAAAACAAAAAGCUUGGAAGUCUCAGGAGAGAGAAAAUCAAGAAUUGAUCAGUUAAAGCGUGGGGAACCCAGUCGAAGUACUUCUUCAGAUCGCCAGGAUUCAAGAAGCCAUAGUUCAAGAAGAAGUUCUCCUGAGUCGGAUCGACAAGUUCAUUCAAGAUCUGGGUCAUUUGAUAGCAGAGAUAGGCUUCAAGAACGUGAUAGGUAUGAGCAUGAUAGAGAGCGGGAAAGAGAAAGGAGAGAUACAAGGCAGAGAGAUUGGGAUCGAGAUGCUGAGAAAGAUUGGUCACGGAACAGGGACCGAGAUAGAUUACGGGAACGAGAGAGAGAACGAGACAAAAGGAGAGACUUGGACAGGGAAAGAGAGAGACUAAUUUCUGAUUCCAUGGAAAGGGACAGGGACAGAGAUAGAGACAGAACUUUUGAAAGUUCUCUAAUGGAGUCUGUAAAACGCAGUGAAGCAAAACUGGAGAAUGAACAUGAAAGAGAUCUGGAAAUCACUUCCCGAGAUUCUGUAUCUUUAGAUAAAGAAAGAAUGGAUAAAGAUCUAGUAUCUAUACAGGGAUUUGAAGAUAUAAAUAAAGCUGGAAGAACUGAGAGUGUGGAAGCAGGAGAUGAUGAAUCCAAGUUAGAUGAUGCAAAUUCUUUAGGAUCUGGUGCUGGAGAAGGAUAUGAGCCAAUCAGUGAUGAUGAACUAGAUGAAAUUCUGGCAGGUGAUGCUGAAAAGAGGGAGGACCAACAGGAUGAGGAGAAGAUGCCAGAUCCAUUAGAUGUGAUAGAUGUAGAUUGGUCUGGUCUAAUGCCAAAGCAUCCCAAAGAACCACGAGAGCCUGGGGCUGCACUCUUAAAAUUCACACCUGGAGCUGUUAUGUUGAGAGUUGGGAUUUCUAAAAAGUUGGCAGGUUCUGAACUCUUUACCAAAGUCAGAGAAACAUGCGAGAAACUUUUAGAAAAACCCAAAGAUACAGACAGCCUUUUUGAACAUGAAUUGGGGGCUCUCAAUAUGGCUGCAUUAUUACGAAAAGAAGAAAGAGAAAGUCUUCUUAGUAAUCUUGGACCAUGUUGUAAAGCAUUGUGCUUCAGACGGGAUUCUGCAAUCCGAAAGCAGCUUGUUAAAAAUGAGAAGGGCACGGUAAAACAAGCUUACACGAAUGCUCCAAUGGUAGACAAUGAGUUAUUACGAUUGAGUCUGCGAUUAUUUAAGCGGAAGACUACUUGCCAUGCCCCAGGACAUGAAAAGACUGAAGAUAAUAAACUCUCACAGUCCAUUGUCCAACAGGAACUGUGUGUGUCUUAAGACUGAAGUUCAGGGACAUUUUUGGUACUUUUCCAGCAGUGCAUAUUCUGUUUCAGAGUUCUUUGGUUUCACAAGCAUUAUUUGUGACAGUGGCAGAAAACAUUUAUCAGCCAUCCUAAAAGAGUGAAGAAGAACUUUGAUCUAAAAUUUAAAGACAUUAGUAGAGUGAAGAAGAACUUUGAUCUAAAAUUUAAAGACAUUAGUUUUGGCAAACUCAAGAUUUUACACAGUACUUAAUACUCAUGCAAAAUAAUGUGAAAGCAUCUAGAUUUAGUAGUUUUUGUACAUUUUGUUGAAAUUGAAGUUUGGGAAAAUGUUUGUCACUGCUUUUCCAGCCUAGGAAGAUUUUCAUUAAAGGAAGCCACUCGCAUGUUCUGGAUCAUACCUAAAGAAAUUGCAAUUUUAGUCAGAAACUGUAUUCACAGAAUGAAUGCAAACACUGCAAUACUGUGCUAUACAGAACACUUGAAAGGGGACACUGGUCCUGCAUGCUGUGUUUGUAGUAGACCUCUAGCAGGAGGAAGUCAGAAUACUUUUUUUUCUUUCUAGGGUUCUAAAAAAGUUGCUUAAUGAGUCUUUGGCUUUUUAAAAUAUAUGUGCAUUGUUACAAUGUAUAUUGAAUGUAUUUGGAAUCUAAAUGGUUUUGUUUGUUAUCAAAGACU
Molecule: messenger RNA, 6180 nt
Organism: Molossus molossus (Pallas's mastiff bat)
Lineage: Eukaryota; Metazoa; Chordata; Mammalia; Chiroptera; Molossidae
Gene: ZC3H13
Product: zinc finger CCCH-type containing 13
Exons: 21
Coding region: 527-5518 (1663 amino acids)
Cellular component (GO): nuclear speck
Molecular function (GO): metal ion binding
Source: RefSeq, a predicted model, not a curated record